AUGACCAAGUUGCGACGUGGCGAUACUGGCGAUGCCGGCGAAACGUCUGGGAAUGUACCACGUCCACGGUCCUACUCUGGAAACGAUGCUGCAGACAAUGGACCCCGGACUAGGUGCGUUCCAAUAAGUCUUUCUACCAAUAUGACCAGUUUCGAAAACAGCAUACAAUGGACUCAGGACAAGGUGCGUUUCUAUCAGUCUUCCUACCAUUAUGACCAAGUUGCGAAAACGAGGUCAAACAACUUCCUUACUAUACAUGCUUUGUAG
This is a messenger RNA of Protopolystoma xenopodis, 267 nucleotides long. Lineage: Eukaryota; Metazoa; Platyhelminthes; Monogenea; Polystomatidea; Polystomatidae. The record is from the annotation of a GenBank genome assembly.